AUCGAAUUUUGGAUAGCGCGCUACAGUUUCGGCUGUAUGUAUUGUCGUGAUCGAACGUUUGUGUUGUUGGUAGUCUUCUAUUGAAAUCAUUACCAAAAUAUUAAGUACUUUAAGUAACUGGCCUUAUGAUGGGAAUUCCCUUUGUACAGCUGAGAAAAUGGCCAAGUCUGGGUUCUACCGACCGAAUCCAAACAAUCCAACUACUACACAAUGUUUUGUUUGCAUGAAAGAAUUAGAAGGAUGGGAACCUGAUGAUGAUCCAGACAAAGAGCAUAAAAGUCAUUCACCGAAGUGCCCUUUCCUCAAAUCCAAGCAAUAUGAACAAAUGACUUAUGAAGAAGGUUUAGCAAUGGAUGUUGAAAGAUAUUGUACUUAUCUUUCCAAGAUUCUUUCGGAUCAGUAUGAUGUCCAAAAAGUCCAAAAGGCAUUUAAAAUGUUAACUGAUAUUGUAUUAUCCAAACUACCAAAGCGAAAUAAAAAAAAGAAAUCGAACCUCAGCAAAACAAAACACUCAAUUAUGUCAAAUUCAAGUAUUAAAUCAACCAGGAGUACUCGAAGCAAAAGAAUAUGAAUUUGUUUGAUUUCUUUACAAACCUGGAUUAUUUGUAUACUUUGUACAAAAAUAGUUGUUUAAAUCAUACCAUACAUCAUUUUGAUAGCAUCAGACAACAUGGACUAGUCCGCAUACGUUCUUUUUUCAUUUAUUAAUGGUAGAUGUCGCUUUAUCUUAAAAUGUUGGUAUUACAGUCCAGUAAAGAUGGGUGAGGUUUAUUAAACAUCAAUAAUUAUGCUCAUUACUUACUAGUAAGGCCUUUUAUUUUUAAUGAGUUUGUUAUACUGUCUUAGCAUACAUUGAAUCAAACAGAAUGGA
This is a messenger RNA of Schistosoma curassoni, 871 nucleotides long. The record is from the annotation of a GenBank genome assembly. Lineage: Eukaryota; Metazoa; Platyhelminthes; Trematoda; Strigeidida; Schistosomatidae.